Tetranychus urticae (two-spotted spider mite) is the source of this 2858-nucleotide messenger RNA. RefSeq names its product solute carrier family 35 member G1-like. Lineage: Eukaryota; Metazoa; Arthropoda; Arachnida; Trombidiformes; Tetranychidae. The record is from RefSeq and is a predicted model, not a curated record. Gene Ontology annotation, cellular component: membrane.
ACCAAGAAUUAACCUUCAAUUGGUUAAAUUGUUUGAUCAGAUUGUAAUGAAAUUGGCCAACCAACAGACAAUUCAAAUAAUAGACUUAAACAGGCAAAUGGUUUGUUCAAAAUGGUUAAAAUUAUGGGUUAAAUGCAUAACAAUCCUAAUGAAACCAGUGUAUAUUGAUGUGUCUUUUAUUACAAUGAAAACAACUGAUUUUAUGCUUGUUGAUUUUUAAUUGUAAUAUCGAUGGCAAUGACUGAUUAAUCAGAAUUGAUAAAUCAUCACGUUUUCGGUGAAAACUGAAUGUUAGACAUUCCAUCUCUUCAUUUACUGUCUACUGUUUCUCUGUCUAUCAAUCUCUCUCUCUCUCUCUUCCAUUAUCAUCUUCUCCACCUUCACCACCUCCUACCUCCUUACAUAUUUAAUCAUAUUUGAUUUAAUUAUGAGCAUGAAAACUCCUCUUCAACUAAUCAACAUCCCACCCAUUCCGACUAUCUCAACCUUACCCGAUUUAUCAACAAUUAUCAGGCAAAUUGCUCUCUCUCUCUCUUCCCUGCUCUUUAUUAUUAGACAAAAAAAGUGAAAUAUCAAUGAUAAUAUUGUCGACUGAAUCUUCAUGACGUCCACUGAGUAAGUGAAUUGAGAAACAAAUGAAGAGGAUGAAAGAUAUUCGGAAAUGAUAAUUGGUAAACCAGAAAAACAUAUGAUGACAAUUUUGAGACAACAAGUUGCUUAGGAGAAAGUAUAACAAUGAUGAUCAGGAUGAGAGAGAGAUGAUGAUGGAAAUGAUGAAGAUGAUGAUCAUGAUAAACGAAAUAAUUUCAGUAUAUAAAUAUUUAUUAUAAUCAACUUUGUUUUCCCUCGUAAACAUCAUUUCUGAUCGUUCAGUGCCGCAAGCAACAACACUUACUUACAGUGAUUUUUACAAGAUAUUCAAGUUGUAUUUUCAUUGAAAUCAAUUUUCAUCUUUAAUCAGCUAACCAUUUGUGUGGUAAAUCAUUUAAAUUACCUGUCAUCAUCAACUUACUGGAACGUGCUUUUAAUCAACGCCACAACAAUCAUUCAGUCAAUAAUCAAGUUCAUUUUAAUUAACUGUCUGUAAAAUCAACACAAGAUUAAGUUUACUGCAGUUACUCUUGUUUUUUGCCAGUCUUUUUACUGCCAACUUUAUCCUCAACAAUUUCCUUCAUCGUUCUCUUGAAACUCGUUCCAAUGUUCUAAGGACGUUGAAACUGGUCGUAUGUUAACCCAAAGACUGAACAAAGUGGCGAACAACGAACUGAAACAUCCCUGAUAAGUAAAACACAAAGACAGUAAUUAAACGGGAAAUCAAAUCUUUGUUGGAAGUGAAAGUUGACGAUUUAAACGCAACAAAUACCAAGAUGACUGAUAUAAUUGGACAAGCAGAAUCAGCUAUUCAUAAACCAGUUAAAAAGAAAGGACGAAUCAAUAGGAUGAGAAAAGUUCCAUGUUUAGGAAUCUUUUUCGCCAUUCUUUAUGCAUUCUUCAUGUCAACAGCAGUUACUGCAGUUAAACUUAUAAAGAUUCAUCCUGUUGAAGUGCUCGCCUUAAGAUCAGCCGUCCAAGCCAUAUUUUUUGGUGCAGUUUCACUGUACAAUAAAAGAUCCUUUCUGGGUGCGCCUCAAGAGAAAUGGUCACUCCUGGGUCGGGCUAUUUCUGGUGCUGUCAAUCAGGGUUGCUGGUACACCUCUGUCCGUUUAAUAUCAUUAACAGAUUCUUCGGCUGUUUAUUACAGUGCACCUGUUUUUGUUGCUUUGUUAGCAUACAUUUUUCUUAAAGAACCUUUUGGCUUUUUUGAAGUCAUUUCCAUUGUGGUGACAAUCGCUGGAGUCAUAACCAUUUCUAAGCCUUCUUUUAUUCCUAUUUUUGGCAACCAAACUGAAUCUCUUAAAGGUGAACACAUGGAGGGUCUACUUUACGCCCUUGGUGGAGCCUUAACCUUUGCGUGUUCCAAUAUUUUUCUUCGUAAAUUACAGAAGACAUCAACGGAAAUAACCAGCUUCUGGUUCUCCAUGGCAUGUAUUAUCCUUGGUGUCAUUACAGUUGCAUGGUCUGAGACUUUUACCCUUCCUAGAGGUUUCUUUGAAUGGUUCAUCAUUUUAGCUUCUGGAAUCUCAGGAGUCUUGGGCAACAUUUGUUUUGUGACUGCUCUCAAAAUUGAAAAGGCUGGACCUGUUUCGGUAGCACAAACAUGCAACAUUGUUAUCGUCCUUAUUUAUCAAAUUGCCUUCUUUAAAGAACCUCCAUCAGCCAAUACUUUUAUUGGUGCCUUCCUCAUAGCCUCAUCAGUAGCAAUGACUGGAUUGAAAGAUGUCUUCAAGGAAACACAAUUUUUGACCAAUUUAAAAAAUUUUGCCUCAAACACAGUGUCAUAUCAAGUGGACAGUAAACUCACAGGCAAACCAGCAACACAAUCAGUGGCCGGUAAAUACAUGCCUUACAAUAAGGAAGAGAUGUGAUUGGAGUCAAGUAAACACCAUUUGUAAAUACUGUACAUAAAGUCAAGUAUUAAAAAAAAGUUAAUCGAAGUUUAAUCCAUUGGAAUUGACAAAAAUUUCACCCGCGCGGGGAUUCGAACCCCGGACCUUUGGAUUAGAAGUCCAACACGCUAUCCACUGCGCUACGUGGGCCGAUUUCCAGAGGUUGUACUAAUGCACGAACCAAAACGUGUUGUAAAUGCCUUUACUUGGGGCGAAACUCCUGCAUCUUGUUUACUUGUAAACAUUAAUCAUAAAUAUAUAAAUAAACAAGGGCAACGCAAGGGAAUACAGUUUGUUUAACGUCUGUUAGUUAAUUAGCUUUUUUUGUAUCAUUUGACAAAUAAAUAUUUUUGGAUUCCGAAAUAACAAUAA